AUAUAGAUGUAUAUAAGUAAUAUAUCAAUGUAUCUAAUGAUCGUGAAAUGUACGGGUGUAAUGAAUUUUAGAGAAAACUGGGUCGUGUCUCGGGGCUCAAAAAACCACGCUAAUAAAAAAGUUAUCAUUCAUUUUUGGAGAACAACAAGUCAAAUAAACGCCCAAAUCAGUUGAAAUAGACGUGAAGAAAGGAUAAUACAUUGGAAGCAAAGAUGGAUGAGACAUUGAUAGCCACCAUUAACAAGUUGCAAGAUGCAUUGGCACCAUUGGGGGGAGGAUCGGCUUCUCCAGUUGAUUUACCACAAAUUACGGUUGUUGGAUCACAAUCUAGUGGGAAAUCAUCAGUUUUAGAGAAUAUUGUUGGACGUGAUUUUUUACCUAGAGGUACUGGUAUUGUUACUAGAAGACCAUUAAUUUUACAAUUGAUUAAUAAAAGAUCAACUCCAAAAUCAAAUGGAGAUUUAGCAGGUAUAAAUACUAAAAAUGAUAAAGGAGAAGAAUCUGAAAAUAAUGCUGAUGAAUGGGGGGAGUUUUUACACUUACCAAAUAAAAGAAUUUAUAAUUUUGAAGAAAUUAGAGAAGAAAUUGUUAGAGAAACCGAUGCUAAAACUGGUAAAAAUUUAGGAAUUAGUGCAAGUCCAAUUAAUUUAAGAAUUUAUUCACCUCAUGUUUUAACUUUAACAUUAGUUGAUUUACCAGGUUUAACAAAAGUUCCAGUGGGAGAUCAACCAAAGGAUAUUGAAAGACAAAUUAGAGAAAUGAUUAUGAAAUUUAUUUCAAAACCAAAUGCAAUUAUUUUAUCAGUUAAUGCAUCGAAUACUGAUUUAGCUAAUUCAGAUGGAUUAAAAUUGGCAAGAGAAGUUGAUCCUGAAGGUUCAAGAACAAUUGGUGUUUUGACAAAAGUUGAUUUAAUGGAUCAUGGUACUGAUGUUAUUGAUAUUUUGGCUGGUAGAGUUAUUCCAUUAAGAUUUGGUUAUGUUCCAGUUAUAAAUAGAGGUCAAAAAGAUAUUGAACAGAAAAAAACUAUUAGAGAAGCUUUGAAAGAUGAAAGUAAUUAUUUUGAAAACCAUCCAUCUUAUAAAGCAAAAGCUCAUUUUUGUGGUACACCAUAUUUAGCUAAAAAAUUAAAUGGUAUUUUAUUACAUCAUAUCAAAGGUACUUUACCAGAUAUCAAGAUGAGAAUUGAACAUUCUUUGAAAAAAUAUCAAAAUGAAUUAAGUUUAUUAGGACCCGAAAUGAGUGAAUCUCCAACUUCAAUUGCUCUUAAUAUGAUUACUAAUUUUUCAAAAGAUUAUAAUGGAAUUUUAAAUGGUGAAGCAAGAGAAUUAACUUCUCAAGAAUUAAGUGGUGGUGCUCGUAUUUCUUUUGUUUUCCACGAAAUUUUUAAAAAUGGUAUUAAUGCUUUAGAUCCUUAUGAUCAAAUUAAAGAUGCUGAUAUUAGAACAAUUAUGCAUAAUACUUCAGGUUCUGCUCCUUCAUUAUUUGUUGGUACUCAAGCUUUCGAAGUUUUAGUCAAACAACAAAUUCAUAGAAUGGAAGAACCUUCUACUCGUUGUAUUAAUUUAAUUUUUGAUGAAUUGGUAAGAAUAUUAUCUCAAAUUAUUAGUCAAACUCAAUAUUCUCGUUAUCCUCAAUUAAAAGAACAAUUAUCUAAUCAUUUCAUUCAAUUUUUAAGAGAUGCUUUAAUUCCUUGUAAUACAUUUGUUACUGAUAUUAUCAAAUCAGAAGAAACUUAUGUCAAUACUGCUCAUCCAGAUUUAUUAAAAGGUAGUCAAGCAAUGGCUAUUGUUGAAGAAAAAUUCCAUCCAAAACCUCAAGUUGCUGUUGAUCCAAAAACUGGUAAACCAUUACCUCCAAGUCAACAACCAGUUCAACAACAAUCUCCAAAAGAUGACAAUUCAAACGGUUUCUUUGGUGGAUUCUUCUCUUCUAAAAAUAAAAAGAGAUUACAAAGUAUGGAAGCCCCUCCUCCAGUCUUGAGAGCUACUGGUACCAUGACUGAGAGAGAAACAAUGGAAACUGAAGUUAUUAAAUUAUUGAUUUCUUCUUAUUUUAAUAUAGUUAAAAGAACCGUUGCUGAUGUUGUUCCAAAAGCUAUCAUGUUGAAAUUAAUUGUUAAAUCAAAAGAAGAUAUUCAAAAAGAAUUAUUAGAAAAAUUAUAUAAUUCUCCUGAUUUAGGUGACUUGGUUAAAGAAAAUGAAUUAACUGUUCAAAAGAGAAAAGAAUGUUUGAAGAUGGUUGAAGUCUUGAGAAACGCAAGUGAAAUCGUUUCAAGUGUUUAGUUUAAAUCACCUUUUCAAGUGUUUAGUUUACAUUAUCUCCUCUAUAAUUCUCUUGAUCUCUAGAUCUUUAUUUCAUAUUAAUAAAUUAUUGUUUAAUUUUUUGUUUGUUCAACUUUUUUUUUUCUAACAAUUUUUUCCCGUAGAACUUUACCCCAGACAUGCAAAAAAGCCUAAACUUCAUUCUCACCUAAACCUCUUGUGACUUAGUCGUAUCCAACACCUCAGCAUUCUCUUUUCCAUAGUUCAGUAUCUCUUACUUGGCCAUUAAACAAUAGGAAAAUGUCUCAGAAAUUAAAAGUUGCUAACAAAACAAAAAAAAAAAGGAUCUGAAAAAUGC
Hyphopichia burtonii NRRL Y-1933 is the source of this 2619-nucleotide messenger RNA. RefSeq names its product dynamin-like GTPase (gene VPS1). Lineage: Eukaryota; Fungi; Ascomycota; Pichiomycetes; Serinales; Debaryomycetaceae. Bases 213 to 2282 code for a protein of 689 amino acids. The record is from RefSeq and is a predicted model, not a curated record. Gene Ontology annotation, biological process: peroxisome organization. The transcript has a single exon. Gene Ontology annotation, molecular function: GTP binding; microtubule binding; GTPase activity. Gene Ontology annotation, cellular component: cytoplasm; membrane; microtubule.